This is a messenger RNA of Syngnathus typhle (broad-nosed pipefish), 4267 nucleotides long. It is a transcript of the gene sox4b, whose product is annotated as SRY-box transcription factor 4b. The record is from RefSeq and is a predicted model, not a curated record. The transcript has a single exon. NCBI's taxonomy places the organism in Eukaryota, Metazoa, Chordata, Actinopteri, Syngnathiformes, Syngnathidae. Gene Ontology annotation, molecular function: DNA-binding transcription activator activity, RNA polymerase II-specific; RNA polymerase II cis-regulatory region sequence-specific DNA binding. Gene Ontology annotation, biological process: cell differentiation; positive regulation of transcription by RNA polymerase II; anatomical structure morphogenesis. The coding region runs from base 496 to 1725 and encodes 409 amino acids.
ACCGUUGUAUCUCGGGAAGGGAUAAAUGCAUGCAAAGGGAGACGAGUCUGGAGGGCUGCUUAAAACUCUUCUGCAAGUAAACAGAUGGAGGGCGGACCGUGUUAUUCAUUUUAAGUUCCUUUUUUCCUUUCCCUCCCCAGCAUGUCUGUUUUUUGUCUCUAGGAGAGGGGACACAGGCUGAUGCCGAGAAAAAAACCCACUUGUAACUGUGCUUGGGAGUCUUUUGCAGUAGCGGGCCAGAGUCAGCCGCAUAGACUGUUGUGCUUGCUGGGCACCACUCGGCUCUAUUGAUUUUUCACCACACAGAAGGAAGGGAAAGAGAUCAGUCACGGCAAAAGCUCUGGAAGUUAAACUUUGUGUUUCAUAUCUGGCCAAACUGGACUGAGUUUAUACGACACAUCAGAGGAGUGACUUUUUUUUUUUAACGUAACUCAUACACUGGGAGAAAAGAGCUGACUUUUCAUUUAAAGUAAGUGCACGGAGAAGAGAGACAGCAUGGUGCAGAAGAUGAGCCACACAGAGAGCACUGCGGAGGCGCUUUCCUCCUUCUUCAGCGGGGAUUCGAGCUCCGGGGCGAGCAUGGAUCUGGACCCCGCUGACUCGCCCCUCUCCCCCGGCUCCACAGCCUCCUCGACAGCCGGGGACAACCCGGCGUGGUGUAAAACUCCGAGCGGCCACAUUAAGAGACCCAUGAACGCAUUCAUGGUAUGGUCACAGAUCGAGAGGCGGAAGAUUAUGGAGCAGUCUCCUGACAUGCACAACGCCGAGAUCUCUAAACGGCUGGGGAAGAGGUGGAAGCUCCUCAGAGACAGCGACAAGAUCCCCUUCAUCCAGCAGGCGGAGCGGCUGAGGCUCAAGCACAUGGCGGACUACCCCGACUACAAGUACCGGCCCAGGAAGAAGGUCAAAUCGAGCGCUUCCAAGCCGGGAAGUGUCGGGGAAAAGGGGGAAAGAGUCAACAGUAGCUCCAACAGCACCAGCAUUAAGUCGUCCUCAUCUUCGAGGAAGAAUGGACUCAAAUCACCCAGCAGCAAAGCCCACAAAUCAUUCUUCGGGAACAGCAGUAGCACCAAAGCCUCACAGUUUGCCUCUGAGCAGCCACCGGACCACAACCACCAUCACCACAUCACCCUCUCCAAGUCCAAGUCCGUGUCAUCCACAGCCAAGCAAGUACCGGAGGGCAAGAGGGCCAAGCGGGUCUACCACGUCUACGGGGGCGGCUUGAGCGUCAGUCCCGCGUCCUCAGUCACCGUUCCGGCCAGUCCUACGCUGAGCAACUCGGCGGACUCCAGUGAUCCGCUCAGCCUGUACGAGGACGUGUCUAGCGGUAGGGACGAGGGAAGCGAGUCCCCGGCCGGCAGUAGCGGAAGCCCGGGCGGCUCGUCGCAACGUCGCGGCGGCCAAACGUACAGCAGUCGGCGGGCUUCCUCGCCCACACCCUCCGGGUCCCACUGCUCCGCCUCCUCCUCGUCGUCUUCUUCCUCCUCGGAGGACGAAGAGUUCGAGGACGACUUGCUCGACUUGAACCCGAGCCCCAACUUUGACAGCAUGUCGCUGGGGAGCUUUGGCUCCUCGGUGCUGGACAGGGACUUGGAUGUGAACUUUGAGUCCGGCUCCGGAGGCUCCCACUUCGAAUUCCCCGACUACUGCACCCCCGAAGUUAGCGAAAUGAUCUCCGGGGACUGGCUGGAGUCCACCAUUUCCAACCUGGUGUUCACAUACUGAAAACAAGGUGGGCACAACCGACGACCACAAACGAAGCCCUGGGCCCCGGACACAAGAGUGAGGGCAGCUCCUGCUUUUGUCUCCGAACUACCAGACCAGUUACUACCCAUUCAAAACGAGCGCCAUGGCGUUGCUUUUCGUCUGCAAGUGCUUGGAAAGCUCAACCUUUAAAGCCGAAAAGGGCCCUUUUGUGGGCGGCUUCGCUUUGAAUGUGCGGACCGUGGAGGACUGUGGAACAGGCGUGCGUGGAGCGGCGCAAAACAAGCGAGAAGGGGAGAAACGUAACACCGGUUCGGUUUCCUGUUUGAGAAGACCCUCGGCGGUGAACUGGAUGACCCCCAACAACUUUACUGUGAUUGAUUUGCACGUUAUGCGGUCCGCCGUUCACUUAAUCAAUGUUGUUGCUGAUUAUUUUUUAAAGGGACAUUUCACAACUUUUUACCGAUUUGCCAAGUGAAUUUCACCACUAUAAGGUACAUAACUCUGGACUGCCGUGCGACAUUUUUCUAACUUGUGGUCACAGAGGGAUUUUGUAUGAAACCAAGGUGGGUUGUUUUUUUCCCCCCCAAGUUUGAUAUCUUUUCAAAAGCAAAAAAAAAAAAGAAAAAAACACGUUGAAGCAUGAUAGCUUACUUUGUUCCUAUGUUGACAUCUAAUGUAAGCAGUUACAAAUAGUACAGUAUUAGGAUUAUUUAAAUGUAUAGCUAGCCUCACCUCAACUCGUCUUUUUUAUUUGUUUGAUAAAAUGACACUGUAAUAAUCACCAGCUCUUUUAAUAUUUCAAACUUCAGGAUUCAAACGCAUCUACAAAUCAGUGCUGAACUUUAUACACAUCUUCUCUACUAUUCAGGACCAAAAUGAUCAUUUCAAGUAAUACCUUAUUGAAACUCCUCACCAGUUUUUGUUUUCAUACACAGAGCUUUGUUUUGUACAUGUAUUCAGAUGCCAUUUUAUAUGGGAUAUUGUAUUUAUAUACUGGGCCAAGCAGUUUUGUCUUUUUAUUUUGUGUUCAUUCCUGUUAUUGUUAUUGUUCUGUCACGUUUUCUUCUCAGGCGAAGGGCUAGAGUUUUAAAAACACACAACUUUGAUUCAUUUUUUAUAUUUAAAUGUACACAUGUUUGGACACGUAAAAUAUAGGAAACAGUUUGAUUAUUUUCUCAGUGUAUUUUUGUACAAAUCUAUAUGGAGGAGGAGUCAACAAUUGAUCUGAUCCGCCUAGUAAUUCAGCUACAUUUGAGUUUCCUGAUUUGGAAACCUCAGGUGGCUGGUUUCCAUGCUGUGUUCAAGGUCUAUUGGAAAGCUCUUUUUUUUUUAUUGCCUGCUCAAAAUUCGUUCCAAAGUAAACCAGCAAAACAACCAUAGUAUUCUGCGGUGGUCAAUGUAAAGCUUUGUUCAGCUACGUUUGACCGCUUUCACAAAGCGGAUACCCUUAUCAGUUAUUGAUCAGUAAUCGAUAGUGAAUUUGGCAAAUUUUGUCAUAAUAACACUAGCAAGACUUGAUUUUUGUAACCAAUCUAAUAUUGUUAUCUUCCAUGGAGAAUGUUUCACCAUGAAGGCAUACACAUGCAAUUUUGCUUUUUCAAUAGCCCUUGAAUGCAGCAGCAGUCUUUGUUGCAGACUCCCUUCUACAGUUUACAGUGCCAGUCUACAGGCUUCUUUAGGACACAUCAUGAACUGAUUAUUGCCAGAAGCUAUUCCCGUGGAGCAUGUGGCUUUAACAGUCAGUCUCUGAAGCAGAAGCCUCUCCUUUUUAUUUAUCUUUCUCUCUGAUAUAUUGCCUACAACACAUGAGGAGAUUGUAGCUUUAAAAUUGUCUUAUUUCUUGAUGUUUUCAUAAACUGAUGUCAAACUCAUCCACCAGCCACUAGAUUAAAUUGGCUAUCUUUUUAGACAGCAAACAACAAAGAAGAUCUAGAUCAAGCAUAUUCAAAUUUCUGACUUGAGUUCCGCAACAUCUACUUGUUCUGCGUUUCUCAUUGUAUUUGAAUAUAUAAUCUUUUCUACUUGUUGGCUAACUAUUAGAUAAUUGUUUAGUAUGUUUAUGGCAUGGUGAAUAGCAUUUGUAUUUCGGAUUCAGGUUACCUAGCUGUUGUGUUUUUCAGAAAAAAAAAAAGGAAAAAAUGAGGAAAAAUUGAACUCAAUCUUUGUAUAUUUGACUGUAUCAUAAAGCAAAAAGAUUGUGUGUUUAUGUAUGUUGUUGCUAUCAAGGACAGGCACUGUCUAGAACGACUAUCUUUUACACAUCCUUACUUUUAAGGUGGUCAGUUCAGGACUUUUUAUAUAUAUAUUAUAAAUGAAAGCGUUUUUAAGUAUAUUAACUUUAUUUUUCAUCCAUCCUGUGCAAUAUGCUGUGUAGAAUUAUCAUGUAUUGUCUCUCUAAUCAUGCCAUAAACAAAGGAACCACCUUUUUUUGAGACUCAGAGAAAGGGAGGGGAACUCAUGCCAGCUAAAUUGUGUUCAUUCACUGCCUGUCAGAUUGUUGAUAUAAACUUGUGUACAGAACUUUUUCAAGGAAGGAAAUAAAUAUCAGCUGGAACUGAAA